AUUGCUUCGAAUAAGCGAAGGGUUGAUCUGUUCUCACUCUUCUUCUGCUGUCGCCGGCGUUGUAUGGUUCUGUGUACCGUUCUGACUUUAUUUCGUUUAGUUUGCAAAAUAAUAAUGGCAGAAAAUAAGGAACGUACGUUCAUCAUGAUUAAACCCGAUGGUGUCCAGCGUGGACUCGUCGGGAAAAUAAUCCAACGUUUCGAGGAUAAAGGUUUCAAGCUCGUAGCGAUGAAGAUGGUGUGGCCAACAGAGGAUUUGCUGAAACAACAUUAUUCAGAUUUGGCAGCCAGACCAUUUUUCCCAGGCUUGGUUAAAUACAUGAGUUCGGGACCAGUUGUACCUAUGGUAUGGGAAGGUUUGAAUGCAGUAAAAACUGGCCGUGUAAUGUUGGGAGAAACAAAUCCAAAAGAUUCUGCACCUGGAACAAUUCGUGGUGAUUUCUGUCUACAAGUUGGACGCAACAUUAUCCACGGAUCCGAUUCCGUUGACUCUGCCAAGAAGGAAAUUAAAUUAUGGUUCACAGAAGAUAAGAAAGAAGUUGUCGAUUGGGCAUCUUGGGCAGAGAAGUGGAUAUACGAAUAGAUUAUUGGAAGCAAGUUAUUACAAAAUAUUAAAGACCUUUAUCCAUAUUCUUUCGUAUACUGCCAUUCGAAUAAGACAAGGGAGUUACUGUACAUAAAUUUGCUUCAGGAGUAAUAAAACAAGUUCUUAUACAGUU
Hylaeus anthracinus is the source of this 718-nucleotide messenger RNA. RefSeq names its product nucleoside diphosphate kinase (gene awd). Bases 64 to 582 code for a protein of 172 amino acids. Gene Ontology annotation, biological process: CTP biosynthetic process; GTP biosynthetic process; UTP biosynthetic process. Gene Ontology annotation, molecular function: nucleoside diphosphate kinase activity. NCBI's taxonomy places the organism in Eukaryota, Metazoa, Arthropoda, Insecta, Hymenoptera, Colletidae. The transcript is spliced from 3 exons. The record is from RefSeq and is a predicted model, not a curated record.